Rangifer tarandus platyrhynchus (Svalbard reindeer) is the source of this 558-nucleotide messenger RNA. NCBI's taxonomy places the organism in Eukaryota, Metazoa, Chordata, Mammalia, Artiodactyla, Cervidae. The record is from the annotation of a GenBank genome assembly.
AUGGCUCCCAAAGGCGGCCCCAAGCAGCAGUCCGAGGAGGACCUGCUCCUGCAGGAUUUCAGCCGCAACCUCUCGGCCAAGUCCUCGGCGCUUUUCUUCGGGAACGCCUUCAUCGUGUCCGCCAUCCCCAUCUGGCUAUAUUGGCGAAUAUGGCAUAUGGAUCUUAUUCAGUCUGCUGUUCUGUAUAGUGUGAUGACCCUAGUAAGCACUUACUUGGUAGCCUUUGCUUACAAAAAUGUGAAAUUUGUUCUCAAGCACAAAGUAGCACAGAAGAGGGAAGAUGCUGUCUCCAAAGAAGUGACUCGGAAACUCUCUGAAGCUGAUAAUAGAAAGAUGUCUCGGAAGGAAAAGGAUGAAAGAAUCUUGUGGAAGAAGAAUGAAGUUGCUGAUUAUGAAGCUACAACAUUUUCCAUCUUCUAUAAUAACACCCUAUUUCUGGUCUUGGUCAUUGUUGCUUCCUUCUUUAUACUGAAGAACUUCAACCCCACAGUGAACUACAUUUUGUCCAUGAGUGCUUCCUCAGGCCUCAUCGCCCUCCUGUCCACUGGCUCCAAGUAG